AGUACCAAAAAUACAAGCGCAACCGGCUCAACAAGCGGUCAUUGCAGAGCGUAUCGGGGUAAAACAACGUAAAGUUCCCAAAGAGCACUAAUCGCAUUAAAAUGUAUCUCAGUUCGCGCAUGACAGCAUUGUUUCUACAGGGAGGUUGAGAUGUUCAACACGCCCGUUCUACGCCUUAUAAAUACACAUUUGGUUCUAUUUUUUUCUUUUUCUGUUGCGAAUAUAUAAAAAAUCUGCCUAUAUUCGUUUAUCAAAUAUUCACGUUGUGUUUUUUCUAAAUAAUGGUAGCGAUUAACAUUGAGUUAGAGAAAAGAAAGUCAUUGCAUGUUGUUUCCUUUGCGAAUCGUGGCUGAUCCGCCAUAAUUGCCACGUCUUAAAAGACAGAAACAACAACUACUGCUACAUAAGAGGAGAACACAAAACUGACAAAGAGAAGCAGAAAUCGACGCUGCUUAUAAACUGCUAUUUUAUUCACAGUUUUACCUUUUAGAAGUUCGUUUUCCUGAAGUCAUUAUUUGUGCGUAGAGCCACCUGAUUCUUGGAACAUCCCCCAUUGUGGGUGCAUGCCAUGUUUUGAAGGCUUAUCAUCAUCAUCAUCAACCUCCUCACGUGAGCACGAGCGCAUUUCGUUCCUCGGCCUACCAACGCCCAUCAGGGUUGGCCUCGAAAGCACAAUCUCCUUUCAAGUGCAUCAGCAGUGCAGAAUGCACGUCAUCAAGUUGUACUUCAUCGUGGCGCCGUGCCUUUUCGUGGCUUUCCAGGCAACGACGUUGUUGUCGCCAUUGCUGGAGCAGGUCGGCAUUGUCACAGCCACGCUGGUCCUGGGAUGGUGGCUCAGCCUAUCCAUCAAGAGCCUGCGGAGGUCCAAGCGCAAGCCGCAGCAAUCGUAGACUCGCCGUCAUUGUCGCAAGCUGCGACAGUGAGCAUGGAUUUCUGACGGCGUCCAAGCUGUCUAGCGACGGCUACUACGUGCUGUGCGGCUCCCAGGACAUGGGUGGCGAGAUGGCCAAAGGCAUAAGGCGCUUCAAUGUCGAUAUCAUCGAGUUGCAACCGUCCAGCGAGAGCUCGAUGAACGACGCCUACCAGGAGAUCUGCGAGCAACUCUUCAAGAAAAACACGCCACUUCACGCGCUCGUCUGCAACGUUGGCACCACCGAUCUCGGAGAACUCGAAUGGAUCAGCGAGCGAAACCUUCUGCGCGCCUUCGAACAGACGGUGGUGUCCACAGCGAGGCUGGUCAACCGCUUCUUGCCUAUGCUUCGCGAGACUCGCGGAAGGAUUGUCGUCUGUGCUGGAACUUCCGGACUCCCCUAAGCCAGCUCCACUCUGCGGGCAUCGCCGUCAAGGAGACGCUGAGCUGCGUGAGCCGGGACGUGUUCGACGACUACUCGCUGGGUUACGUGAACGCUUUCCGCACACUGUGGAACUGCCACACCACCCGCUGGUACGUGGGACCGCCCGACGUGUUGGCGAGCUGCACCUGCCUCGCCGUCACCGAUGUCACGCCUGAGUGCGUCUAUUCGUGCGGCUACCCCGCGGAGCGCACCGUCAACGCCGUGCUCACCUACAUGCCCGCGCAAUUUGUCGACCUGGUGCAGUGCUUCC
Messenger RNA from Dermacentor silvarum, 1605 nucleotides. RefSeq names its product 3beta-hydroxysteroid dehydrogenase dhs-16-like. The record is from RefSeq and is a predicted model, not a curated record. Lineage: Eukaryota; Metazoa; Arthropoda; Arachnida; Ixodida; Ixodidae. The transcript is spliced from 4 exons. The coding region runs from base 991 to 1314 and encodes 107 amino acids.